UAAACAAACGUGUGUUGCGAGCCACACUCCGGGUCGGUGUGUUAGGUGAAUCAGCCUAUAUUUCAGGUGCAACAGUAAGGAAAAGACUGAACAUUGAGGAAGUUAGUAAUGAAAAAGUAUUGCAAAAAUAUCAAAACUUUAGAAGUAAGCUUCCAUACAUUUUGUGAGUUUUUAAUGUGUAAGUUAUUUAAUUAAAAAGACUAUGCACCUUUAAAUCACUGAUACUGUAAAUACCCAUCGCAGGACAGAAUGUGUCUAUUUGGUAUUAAUGUACAAGGCCACCCGUCUCACGGCAAAAGAAAACAUUAUUCUCAGUGAAGUAUUUGGGUCACGAACAACACAAUGUAUAGUGAGCUGGGAUGCUGAGGACUGCAGUGAGAGGAGCUGUAAGGCAGCAGAGUGCCCUGCUGGCAUUACACUGGGAGAGGCCCUCCAGGUGUGCAGCUUCCACAGUCUUUGCACUCUCCUCAGGUCAAGGCAAGUGUGGUGUAGGUGUGGUGCGGGUAUCAGGAGAGCAAGCCAAUUAUGCACUUACUAGCAUGACCCACCCUGCUACCCUCCCACGGCCACGCACUGCCACUCUGCGCCGCAUUGUGCAUCCCACCACAGGAGAGGCUUUGGACCGUGGGCUGGUUUUGUGGUUCCCAGGACCCCACAGCUUUACAGGGGAGGACAGCUGUGAGUUGCACAUCCAUGGAGGGCCUGCUGUGAUUGCUGCUGUGCUGGCCGCCCUUGGCACUCUGCCAGGAUAUGUUCCAGCUCAACCUGGUGACUUCACCAAGAGAGCUUUCUACCAAGGGAAGCUUGAUCUCACCAGUGUGGAGGGGCUUGGUGACUUGAUCCAUGCUGAGACAGAGGCCCAGCGCAAACAGGCACUCCAGCAGAUGGAGGGAGCUCUAGCCCACUUGUACACCAGGUGGAGGCAGUCUUUGCUGCAGUGCCGGGCCAGUCUUGAAGCAUACAUUGACUUCAGUGAGGAUGAAAACAUAGAGGAAGGUGUGGUAGAGGAGGUGAUGGUUAAACUUCAGCAACUGGUUCAGGACUUGCAACACCACCUGGCAGACAGCCGGCGAGGGGAAAGGCUAAGGAGUGGACUACAACUGGCAAUCCUGGGACAGCCAAAUGUGGGCAAGAGCAGCCUCCUCAAUGCACUCACCCAGAGACCAACAGCUAUUGUCUCACCAAUACCAGGCACAACACGUGAUGUGGUACAGACUGUUGUUGAUCUUGGUGGUUACCCAGUUGUUCUCAGUGAUACUGCAGGACUGCGAAAUACUGAGGAUCCAGUGGAGUCUGAGGGUGUGUGCCGGGCACUGGCCAGAGCAAAUAAAGCAGAUUUAGCAAUUGUUGUACUUGAAGCCCCAGAAGUACUCUCAGCCAUAAAAAAUGAAACAUUCAAGUGGCAUGAGUACCUUAGGAGUCAUCUAAUUAGUUUGGAGAUCAUGAAAAAAGAUGAAACAAGUGAACAGUCUCCAGAGUGGAUAGAGAAUCAGUAUUUCCUCACAGUGAUAAAUAAAAUUGAUCUUAUUGAGGAGGAAAACAAAAUACUAAUACAAAAUGCCUUGGAAAAUUCAUGUUCUGUAAUGUCACUAAAAACACAAGAAGGAUUUCAUACAUUUUUAGAGAAAUUAACUGUCCUCUGUGGCUCUUUGUGUGACAUGGGAACAGCUGAGAAUCCAACACUCACAGCUGCACGACACAGGACUCACAUCUCCUCUUGUUUGGAAACACUUAAUCUUGUUCUUCAACCUAAUUACCAAGAACACAUGGAUCAUGUAGUACCUGAGAUGCAAGAAGACCAUAACUUGCUGCAAUCAGAGGACACAGUGGUAGUGGCGGCCCAUCUUCUACAGCGAGCAGCCACCAGCCUUGGGUAUGUCACAGGCCACAUCACUUCAGAAGAUGUAUUAGAUCAUAUAUUCUCAGCAUUUUGCAUUGGAAAAUAACAAAAAAUAAAUAAAUAAAUAAAUAAAUAAAAAUAAGAAGAAGAAGAAUUAAACUAAUCUUGUAUUCCUUGCAGAUUCAUAUAAGGUGCUUUAUUAUAUCAUACUCAAAUAAGGAUGAUGAAAUUUUAACUACUACAGUGUGAUUCAUUAAAGGCACGAUUUCCCA
Molecule: messenger RNA, 2112 nt
Organism: Scylla paramamosain (green mud crab)
Lineage: Eukaryota; Metazoa; Arthropoda; Malacostraca; Decapoda; Portunidae
Product: tRNA modification GTPase GTPBP3, mitochondrial-like
Exons: 7
Coding region: 360-1946 (528 amino acids)
Biological process (GO): tRNA wobble uridine modification; tRNA methylation
Cellular component (GO): cytoplasm; mitochondrion
Molecular function (GO): GTP binding; GTPase activity; protein binding
Source: RefSeq, a predicted model, not a curated record